CUGUUUGUCAAAAUCAUAGUCAAAAUAAUCAAAAUUCUUCGUAUGUAAAUAAGUCAGCCAAAAUUUAAAAUGUAAACGAAAUAAAAAGAUUCAAAAUAAUAAAAACAAAAAGAAAUGUGAACAAUGAUACAUCUGCAAAAACUAUUUACUCUAAUUUUAUGCGUUUUCAAUAUACAGCCGGGGCAAAGAUGCAGGCUCCAUUCGAGGACACAUUUCGGGGAGCCCCUACCUGUUAUUAUUCGGAACGGGAAACUUCUGGAGCCCACUGAUAAUUUCGGGAACGUCGAUAUGGAGUAUGGAGAUUCUAUGACCCUAAGCUGCGAGGGCACAGGCUACAUCCUUCACCCCGACACCAAAACCAACGUCAUAACUGCUUCUGUUUCGUGCUUAGGAGGCGACAACUUUGGCAACGACCAGUGGCUCAACGGUCCUGCCAGAUUCACUAUGUUCAAGUGCCUGUAUCCCCCGAAUCACCUCAGCCAACGCACAAACCGCACAUGCUUCGAAGGGAACCCCGUCAUCGAAGUCGGGUACAAAAUACAAAAUCAGUUUUACCCUGCCUAUGAAUCUUGCUUUAACGAAGGUGGCCUCAAUGUCAUAUAUUCAAAAUACACUCAGAAACCUUACAACGCUGUUUACCAGACUAGAGUUGUUCGGCCAUUUUUCGUAGAUAACGAACAUUACGGUAACAUACCAGUGGAUUCGUUGUUUUCACCGCGAGGACAGAAGGCAGCUGUAGCGCAACUAGUCGGGCCUAUGAUUGACACGUACGUGAACAAGACUGAAAUGCUUUCAAGAGGUCAUCUUGCGGCGAAGACAGACUUCGUCUUUGCUUUUGGUGAACGCUCUACAUUCCAUUACGUGAAUUGCGCUCCUCAAUGGACAGGGUUCAAUGGGGGUAACUGGAACACCUUGGAGCUUGAUCUACGCAAUCAUAUCCACAGAGCGGGCUAUGACACCAUAGUAUACACCGGUACUUACGGGGUCACUCAACUCUUUAAUCAAUUCGGUCGCAGAGUAGAUAUUUAUCUGUACACAGACGACAAUAACAAUCCAGUAAUUCCAGUUCCUCAAUAUUUUUACAAAGUUGUGUACGAGCCUUUCUCACAGAGGGGCAUAGCUUUUGUUGGUAUCAACAACCCGUAUUACACUAUGACGGAAGCUAAAGAAAUGUUCUUCUGUAGGGAUAUCUGUAGAGGGAACAGUGCUUUCUCGUGGUUGACUUGGCAUCCUGACAAUCCAAGCGAAGGGUUCACAUUUUGUUGUACUGUUCCAGAUUUUAGAUUUACUGUCAAUCAUCUGCCUGCGAUGGACGUACGAAGUGUGUUGAUAUGAAACUAAGCUUUACUGAUUGUGUUGUGCGUGUCUUAUUUAAAAUUAUUGCGUGUGCCUAUUUAAGACCGGGUGAACGCUCUCUUUGACGAGGGUUAUCAGAUGCCACAUGUCCAUCUCAGGACAGGUCAAGUAAUAUUCUGUAAAUUGUUUAUCGUCUUUUUUGUGCAAUAUUUUAUUAUAAUAUUUUA
Ostrinia nubilalis (European corn borer) is the source of this 1523-nucleotide messenger RNA. RefSeq lists its product as uncharacterized. The transcript has a single exon. Gene Ontology annotation, cellular component: mitochondrial inner membrane; nucleus. Gene Ontology annotation, biological process: apoptotic DNA fragmentation. Lineage: Eukaryota; Metazoa; Arthropoda; Insecta; Lepidoptera; Crambidae. Bases 124 to 1335 code for a protein of 403 amino acids. The record is from RefSeq and is a predicted model, not a curated record. Gene Ontology annotation, molecular function: RNA endonuclease activity; nucleic acid binding; metal ion binding.